CCAUCUCCGCGGAUGCGCUGGUUGGGGUGUCUAGGAAGGCGGUGCCAGCCCCCACUUCCCUUCCCUGAAACUACCCGGGCAACCCAAGCCGGCACAGGCAGCGGGCCCGGCACCUGUGCUCUGCAGUCGUCCGCCAGCCCUGCCACCUGCCUGCCUUGGGGGGGGACAGUGGGCGGGCCUGCCCCCCUUCCCUACCUCAGAUACCGCAGAGUUCAGGGCUGGGCAGACAGCGCAGCGGGAAGAACUGAGGCUGACUGCAGGUCGGCCAGAAGGACAGCGACUCUUCCCUGCUGCUGGACCCCACGGGGGCAGGGGCGCCCAUGGCGGACCCGGCUCUGCGGGGGAGGGGGCCCCACGGCAGCACCGUGACUCUGUAGAGCCUUGAGCCGCGGGACCAUGAACGGUACCUGUUACUUGUGGGAGCUCAACUGGCCCCACUGGGUCAGGAACAUCGUCCUCACCUACACGUGCCUGCUGCUGGCGCUGGGGCUGCUGCUCAACGGCCUGGCGCUCUGGGUGUUCUGCUGCCGCGCGCCGCGCUGGACGGAGACACGCAUCUACAUGGCCAACCUGGCGGCGGCCGACCUCUGCCUGCUCUGCGCCCUGCCCUUCUUCCUGCAUUCCCUGGGGACCACGGUCACGGACACGCCCUUCUGCCAGCUCUCCCAGGGCAUCUACCUGGCCAACAGGUACAUGAGCAUCAGCCUGGUCGUGGCCAUCGCCGUGGACCGCUACGUGGCCGUGCGGCACCCGCUGCGCGCCCGCGCCCUCCGCUCCCCGCUUGUGGCCUGCUUCCUGCCCUUACACGUGGUGCUGACGGUGCGCACAGCCACGAGCUGGAGCGCCCCCGCUCUCUGCUCCGCCCUCUACGUCACUGGCAAGCUCUCGGAUUCCAACUGCUGCCUGGACGCCAUCUGCUACUACUUCAUGGCCAAGGACUUCCAGGAGGCGGCGGCACUGGCCCCAAGGCCCACGGCCAGGGCCCACAGGAGCCAGGACUCUGUGACCCUGGCUUAGGACACUGACCGUGGGCACGGGGGCCAGGGCCCAGGCCCUCCAGGAGGUGCAGCCUGGCUCCCCACGGAUGGUGGGCAGGCUUCAGGAAGCCUGGUAGGGUGGCAAUGACCCAGGCGCGGACCCUGCGGCAGUGACACUCCACCGCAGGAGUGGAAGAGGGUCAGAGGACUGAGUGAAGUCAACCCCUGGGGCCCUGGGAUGGGGCCAACACCUGCAGUGCCCAGGGUCUGGUCCCCUGGGUACUGGGGUGGACGCCUGCUCUGUGCUGGGAGGCGUCGGUGGCCACCUUUGUGCUGCCGCCCCGUGGGGGUUGGGACAAAGCUAUUCCCCCGACCCGGCCAGGGCUGUGCACGUGCGCAUGCGUGCAUGUACGUGUGUGCGCAUUUGGACAGGCACGUGCUGCCCACACUCAGAUGGUAGGAAGUGGGGGGCUGGGGCGACUUCCCAGCGGGCUCUCCACUUGGGUGCUCUCCUUGGCGCCCCCGCCCAGCUUCUGGAGGGCUGGGGGCGGUGAGGAAGUGGCCAAGGGCGUCGAGGGGGCACUCAUGCUUCCUCCAGGGACGUCGGAAGGCCCCGCCUGGGGGCCGCGGGGCCCGGAUACUGCCCAGGCGCAAGUGUGGAUGCCGGGGCUGGCGUGGGCUGUGCCCGCCCGCCCGCCAUGGUGCUGCUCUAAGUUGGGCUUGGGUUCAGACCCCACCCACCCGCAUCCCUGAGCGCCAAACAGCCUCCCCGCCCGGUUCCCCGCGCGUGCGGUUAGAGCCCGAAUGGCAGCUGUGUCCUGGCCCCCGGGGCCUGCGGACUCAGGGGGCCCCGCCCGGAGGGGUCAGUGCUCAGGGUGCGCUCCCCUCCGAGGCCAGUGCCCGGGAAGCUCAGGCUUAGCCGAGCCCCACCCUGCCGGCCCCCACGGGCGCUGCCUGCCCCCGGCCAUGGCUCGGAGAGGGAGUGCGCGUGGCUUCUCCUGGCGCUGGGUAGGUGAAGGCAGCCGGACUUGAACAAAAUUCCUGACGGAACAAGAAAUGGGGCAGAAGCCAAAUCACGUGUUAGGCGUCCCUACAACUGACUUCUGAACCCUAAUCACGGCCCACACAGAGUCUGGCCUCUGGGCUGCACCAGGCCAAGUGGAAGAGCUCCCUAUCAUGAAUCUACAGACCGACCACCCCGAUCCUGGCCCAGAGGGCUUAGGGUGGAGUGGGAAGUCUGGCACAUCGAUCAGGAUUGGGCUCACCAUUAAUCAGCAAGCAACAGGCAUCUGAAAGAAAAGCAGGUUCCUUUUGAGGCUACAUCAACAGGAGUACAGGUCCUAGAAUGUGGGAGGACACAAGUCUUUCUCCCUCUGCCAGAAUUACACCUAUGGUAUUUGAUCUGGUUAGGGGACUGCUCUGUACCGAAGCCACCGGGGCGAGGGUCUGGACAGUGCAGGCUGGUGAGGGUUGGCAACCCAGGCCAGCUGACAACAAGCAGAGGAAGUAUGAGCAGUCAGAUGAAGUGAGGUGCCUCCCAGGAAAUGGUGGCACCAGCAAUCCCCGAGAAGCACACGGGUCUGGGUGGCUGCGAGGACAGAUGCCGACUGGGAGGGACUCAGAGGACUGCACGGGGUUGAGCAGAAUCUAAGUGUCCAAUAAUGUUCUUUUUUUUUUUUUUAAGGUUCUUUAUGUUGAGAGAUAGAGAGGGCAGGGGAGGG
This is a messenger RNA of Suricata suricatta (meerkat), 2698 nucleotides long. RefSeq names its product G-protein coupled receptor 35-like. Bases 397 to 1017 code for a protein of 206 amino acids. Gene Ontology annotation, biological process: positive regulation of Rho protein signal transduction; phospholipase C-activating G protein-coupled receptor signaling pathway. The transcript is spliced from 4 exons. The record is from RefSeq and is a predicted model, not a curated record. NCBI's taxonomy places the organism in Eukaryota, Metazoa, Chordata, Mammalia, Carnivora, Herpestidae. Gene Ontology annotation, cellular component: membrane. Gene Ontology annotation, molecular function: G protein-coupled receptor activity.